UGACGACGGCGAGGAACAAGGAGUUCCUCCCCACAUAAAAGGAGUGGACGGGGAGCGGAUUGUUCAGUCUUGUCGGCGCCACCAGGAGCAGUCGUGUCCCUUGAGCUCGUCCCUCACUGUCUUCUCAGGUUUCGUCGUCACUAGGACCUGCCACUACCCCCUCUCUCUCUCCUACCAUGGUGAGGAUGGCUGCUACCAUCAAGACGUGUAUGGUGUACUGGUUGGUGCUGCUGUUUGCUGCUGUCUGCUCUGCGAUGCCUGAUCGCAGCAGAGAGGCCCCGGUCAAUGUGGUGGUCCCUAAUACACCCGGGAAAAACUUUACUGAUGGGAUAAGGAUUUUGGGAGGGAAAGACGCCAGUAAACCUAGUGUGGCGGUUCUGAUUAGCGUUCCUGUAGUCCAUCCUCUGGGCGGUGUCAGUAAUCGCAACAACCCACCGCCUCCCAUAGUGUUUGGCCCCAGUCUUCCACCCAAGUCAACGCCAAAACCAAGCAUUCUCCCGCUCCCCAGCCCCUGGAACUAGAGACCACACCUUAACUUUCACUGAAGAAAUUCUGUGACUUUACCUCUGUGGUCAAAACUGUGAUAGACAACGACCUAAAUGUAUUUCUCAGCAACAGAUUAAACUUAUUUAUUUA
Messenger RNA from Homarus americanus (American lobster), 636 nucleotides. RefSeq lists its product as uncharacterized. The transcript has 4 exons. The record is from RefSeq and is a predicted model, not a curated record. Bases 177 to 521 code for a protein of 114 amino acids. Lineage: Eukaryota; Metazoa; Arthropoda; Malacostraca; Decapoda; Nephropidae.